This is a messenger RNA of Daktulosphaira vitifoliae (grape phylloxera), 4492 nucleotides long. RefSeq names its product ecdysone receptor-like. The coding region runs from base 975 to 2600 and encodes 541 amino acids. NCBI's taxonomy places the organism in Eukaryota, Metazoa, Arthropoda, Insecta, Hemiptera, Phylloxeridae. Gene Ontology annotation, cellular component: nucleus. Gene Ontology annotation, biological process: cell differentiation; positive regulation of transcription by RNA polymerase II; ecdysone receptor signaling pathway. The record is from RefSeq and is a predicted model, not a curated record. Gene Ontology annotation, molecular function: nuclear receptor activity; RNA polymerase II cis-regulatory region sequence-specific DNA binding; zinc ion binding. The transcript is spliced from 8 exons.
GCGGGCAGUCGUCGAGUAUUUGAAAAUACAUUUGGAUGUUUUAUAAUUUUUGGUUUCGACCGGCUGGUUUUUACUGUCGGACAGGUCGUCGUAUGGAUUACGGUAAUGGACCCGAGUAAGGGAUUACACGUUAUUAUCGAUAGACGCGAUUGGACGCUGUCUGUGCAUUGCAGCUGUUCCCGGCGUGUUCUGCGAGGAAACGUAAUGGAAAGCGCGUCGGAUACGACGGCGCCACGCAGUGCGGUAAUAAUGAUGAUAACAAUAAUAAUAUUAAAACUGAUAGUGUUGAGUUAAUGCGCAGGAGAGAGUACUUUCACUGUGCGGUCCGGAGCAGCGAAAAAAUAAUGGUGGCCGGCGAACGCAUGUGUAAUAUUGCGUAAUAGGAGCAUUUUUGUUUUUUCUAUCCACUUGGAGCGCGAGGAUGCGUAAGCUCGACCAACGCCUCUAAAAGGCCUAAGAAGGAGUGAUAAGAGGAGGACGAUGCGGGGGAUACGUUGGCCCUGAACUUAUCCCCACUCGGCGGCGGCUGCGCCGCUCGCGUUGUGUAUUGAUAUCGGAGGCCAAUGCCGCCACCGCCGCCGCCCGUCACCUCACUCUUCUUGUACUAGUGGCCGCCCGUCGGACGUCGCACUCUCUCUUACCUGCUGCUCGGCCAGUUCAAGUUCACCGUUCCGUCAGUGUCAUCUCGCUACACGCGUUCAAGUCUCUCCUGAAUCUCUGGCGUGUCGUCAUUGUCCGGCGGCGUUUUCGGUGAUUUUUAUUUUCGCUUGUGUAUUACGGACCAUUUAUUUUGAGCUCAUCAAGUGUUGGCCGUUCAUUGAGUGUGUUUUCGCGUCAUUUGUAUUGUUGAAUUGUACUCGGAUCAGUGUCGUCUUUGGUACUUACUCGUUUUCGUUUUAAUAAGCAAAGCAGUUAAUAUCGCUCGACGAAACUUGGUUGGUCUGUUGUCCACAUGUGAUCCGAGCGAGACGAAAAUGUUGAGGUUGGCGUCCCAGAACGACGGGGCCAUGACGUCUUCGUCGGAGGUCACGUCGUCUUCGGCCGCCGCGGGGUUCUCCGCGACCAGCAUGUUCAUUAAUGCGUUUUUCAACACCAAUAGUAGCCCCAUGACGAGGGAAAGUUUCGAGUUCCUGCAGGAGCUGGACGACAGCUUCGGCGAACAACCUUAUCACCAUCACCACCAUUACAGUCACGGUGGCCAACCGCCGCAUCAGCAACAUCAAAUGCCGCACGACACGUCCAUCGUCAAUCGAUUCAUGGCGCACGCUUCUGUGCCCAUGACAACAGUCAAAGAGGAGCUGUCACCACCCAACAGUCUGUCCGGAGGAAGCAGUCAUUCCGAGGGACUGAAAAAGAAGAAAAUCAGCAAUGCCCCCAUAACCGGUAGCGGAAACGUGGCCGGGGGCGGUGGUAUGAAUUCCGCAGUCGCCGGCGGCGUGCUCAACAACCGGCCGCCCGAAGAAUUGUGUCUGGUGUGCGGCGACAGAUCGUCCGGUUACCACUACAACGCGCUCACUUGCGAGGGAUGCAAAGGCUUCUUCCGGAGGAGCAUCACCAAGAACGCCGUGUACCAGUGCAAGUACGGCAACAACUGCGAGAUAGACAUGUACAUGAGGCGGAAGUGCCAAGAGUGUAGGCUGAAAAAAUGCCUGACCGUCGGCAUGAGGCCGGAAUGCGUUGUACCAGAAGUUCAAUGUGCGGUUAAGAGAAAGGAGAAAAAAGCUCAAAGAGAAAAAGACAAACCCAAUUCUACUACCACAGAAGUUUCUCCUGAAUGUAUCAAAAUUGAACCUACAGAGAUGAAGAUUGAAUGUGGUGAGCCCAUGGUGAUUGGCGGCACACCUUUAACUCCCGUUCCCUAUCCCGAAGUGAAACCACUGAGUUCCGAACAAAAAGAACUUAUUCAUCGACUGGUCUAUUUCCAGGACCAAUACGAGGCACCUAGUGAAAAGGAUCUGAAACGAUUAUCAAUUAAUUAUCCUGAGGAAUUGGACAAGGAGAAACAAAGCGAUUCGACAUAUAGGAUCAUAACUGAAAUGACUAUUCUCACAGUACAACUAAUAGUUGAAUUUGCAAAAAGGUUACCAGGCUUUGACAAACUUGUCAGAGAAGAUCAAAUUACCUUACUCAAGGCUUGCUCAAGUGAAGCAAUGAUGUUCAGAGUUGCCAGAAAGUACGAUAUUACCACUGACUCAAUCGUGUUUGCUAAUAAUCAACCAUUCUCAGCGGAUGCUUACUCAAAAGCCGGACUUGGUGAUGCUGUUGAAAAUCAACUAUCAUUCAGUCGUUUUAUGUACAAGAUGAAAGUUGACAAUGCUGAGUAUGCUCUUUUGACAGCUAUAGUAAUAUUUUCAAAUAGACCAAAUCUUUUGGAUGGUUGGAAGGUAGAAAAAAUUCAAGAGAUUUAUCUGGAAUCUCUAAAAGCUUACGUUGACAACAGAGAUCGUGAGACAGCGACUGUGCGUUAUGCGCGCUUAUUGUCUGUCUUAACUGAAUUACGUACGUUGGGCAAUGAAAACUCUGAACUAUGUAUGACCCUGAAAUUAAAAAACAGAGUUGUACCACCAUUCUUGGCCGAAAUAUGGGAUGUCAUGCCAUAGUGAUAAAUUCCAGCUUGUACAGCAGUUACCUUGUACCCAGGCAAUCAAUUACUUGUAUUGCCUGGUAAUUAUUUUGAAGACUGUGAACACUCUCGGCUUACUACUACAGAUAAAAAGUAGACUAAAAGAAUACAAAAUAAUUAAAAUUAACUAUUUGUAUUAUUUUUUAAAGACUAUUGAUAUUAAGUUUUACUGACCUAGUAAGAUAAUGGACAAAACAAAUGAUUAAUCGUCAUACGCAUGUCAGAUAUUAUAAUUUGUAUGUUAGUCUUAAACUUAAAUAUAUUUGCUUCAUAGUGUUUGAAUUAAUGAAUUGAUGGGAUAUUAUGAUUGUUAUUAAACCUAAGAAUGAUGGAUUAAUAAAUAGCGUCCCAUUUUUGUUUUUGCUUGGUCGUUCACUCUUCAAGUCUACACUUGAAAAUGUAGUUAUUUAAUAAAAAUAGGGUGCUAUAAAUUUUUUCCAAAUAUUCUUGUGUGGUUCCUGAGACUGUAUUGUUUUGUACCUGUGCGUUGGAUGUUUUUUAUUUAUGAAAAUGUUUAUCAUAAUAAGCAAAUUAAUUUUAUUAUUAACAAAUUUAUAUAUAUUUUUUCUAAGAAAUGUAAGAAACAUCAUUUCUAUUUGCAAAAGCUGUGAUAUUAGUUAUUAUUAUAUAAGUAUAUUAUAAAAUAAAUAUGUGUAUACUAACAGCAUCUUUUAGAUUUAUAUAAAUAUAUUUAUGUGUACAUGUAAUAAACGUUUUUAUUUUAAACGUAUCAAUUAUAGGUUCAGGGCUUUAGGUAAAAUGGCACGUGUCUUUUUUUUUUUUAUGUACAUAAGUUUAAUAUUAAUUUUUUUAUUACUUAAUAUUGUUAUGCUUUCAAACCCUAAAUAAGCAAUUCUGUUGAAAGAAAGUAUUUUUAGCAAGUGUUUUUAAUUUAAAGCAAUUAUACCUUAUUAUUAUUUAGAUGAAAUUUCCUUUAAAAAAUUUUAUUAUGUUAAAAACAAAACUAAAAUUUCAGAUAGACAAAUAUACCAAUUAUUGUAAUUUGUGUGUGUUUAUUUGUGUAUUGAGAUGAAGACUGUAAACAUCAACGUUUAAAUAUUUAUAUUAUUAUUACUUUAUUACCUUUUUUGUUUUUUUUUUUUUAUUAGACCAAUUGUCUUCUGAUUACUUUUCUGUCAUUAUUUGGAAUCAAUAAGUAGUACAUUCAUUAAAUUUAUAUAAGUGUCUAUCUGUUUUAAUAAAAUAAAACUAUUUUAAAAUAAAUCAAAAUAAAAAAACACACUAAAUAAAAAUACAACCAAAAAUCAAAGAUGUACUUUUUUUAAACAAAACACUACAUUAAAUAAAUAUUAUCGAUUACCAUUUAAAUUUUUCGCAGAUAAUAAAAAACAGUAAAGAAAAUAUGAAAGUGUUAUAAAUUUUCUUUAGGGACUUGUACGAAAUUAAUUUAAUAUUAUUUAUUAUUUUAUUUCCUUUGUUUUAUAGACAUCUAUUUUAAGUAAUUUUGUUAAAAUAAUUUAUAUUAGGUGAUUUUAUGUAAAAAUCCCGAAUUAAUAUUAUUGGAGAGAUAUUAAAAUAAGAAAUGAUGUUUUUUACAUUAGAUCUACUGCAGUUAUGUGCUUCAAUAUAUCCAAAGGAUAGGAUUUCACUCAUAAACACAAAAAUGCCGCCCACUUAUCAGUUUUAACUCAACUAUUAUUAAACUAUUAUGUACAUUUAUAAAUAUGCAUGUGCAAAUGUUAAUUUUUAAGAUAUUUGAGUAUAAAAUUGUACUAUAAAUAAUUUUGUCAAGAGUUUUAAAUUUACCAUUAAACAUGAUCUUGUUCUUUUUUAGAUUUAAGAAUAAUAUAAUGUCUUAAAAUAUUGUUUUGACCAUAGAAAAUAUAAGUAUCCAAUGUUAUUAAUAGA